Pollicipes pollicipes is the source of this 4286-nucleotide messenger RNA. RefSeq names its product arginine/serine-rich coiled-coil protein 2. Lineage: Eukaryota; Metazoa; Arthropoda; Thecostraca; Pollicipedomorpha; Pollicipedidae. The transcript has 6 exons. The record is from RefSeq and is a predicted model, not a curated record. The coding region runs from base 2380 to 3798 and encodes 472 amino acids.
ACACUUUUUCCCCUUAUGUAUCGUAAAACUCGUUUUUUUGUUUUACAUUUAUCAUUAUUUAUGUGUCCACACCAGGUACGUGUUACUGGGAAGGCAAUAUUUGGUCGGAUUCUCCAGGUAAUGGCUGUGCAAUAUUUUAUGUGUUUUGGCAAGUCAGUUCAGUUGGGAGCACAUUCUUGCAGUGUACCGGUGGCAUUAUCAGCUUCAUGUUUGAGAAACCGAGCAUUGCCAGUGUCGAGAGUUGUUUUUGGGGGAUGCAGAUCAGUGUAUGCGUUUGCGGGAUCGCGUUCGUGAUAUUAACAUAUUCUGUUAAAUUACUAUAUGUAAAGUCAACUGUGGAACCCUCGGGCCAAGGGCCGCAUAGUCGUCCGGUGGGUUCAAGACUGCGGACACGUAAGUACCAACACGGUGACGUAUAACUCAGCCACAAAUGGUUCCUCUGUUCUCGUAUUGCCGCGCGCAUUGUCCUUGAAGUCGCUGUUAGUUGUAUCAGUACCUUUUAAGUCAGCCCAUAUGCUUUGUUGUAAUGGCCUUUGUAAUAAGCACACAUGUAAUAUGAGAUUGUGGCACUUGGUUCUUAGUUAUCUGAUCUCGGUACUCCCGUGUGUUAAACAAUAAAGUAUGUGUGUUUGAUGUGAGAUCAUUGUCUGAGAGUGCUUAAAGACCGGAGUAUUGGCGAAUGGUGCUACACGAGUGAUAUGUUUACAGUUAAUGUGUGUUGUCUCAAAGUUAUUUAGAAUGUAAAGUUGUGGGAACUAACGGUGUGGUUUUCGUUGGCAUCGUUUUGCGAUUGAAAACCUUUUGCAACAGUAUUUCGGUGGUUUAAAUACUUGAAGGGGUGGUGCUGGGAUCAGCUGCGGCUGAGGAUUGCGUAGUGGGAAGACCCUGACCUGAGCCUGAUCCCACUAACCCACCACAACAGUUCCACUCCAGUGAAAGGUUGUUGACCUUGGUCUGUUGCUAUACAUUGGGGAAGUAUUUCUCCGUGCUCGGCAGCGUCUUGGUGCGGUCGUCGCGUGCGGCUUUGCAGUGUAGUUUCAAAGUUAAUCCAGUUAGAUGCCAAGGAUUUAAAUAUAACUUCAUGUUACCAGACUUAUUGCCCCCGGCGGCGUCCGCGCCCGUAACAUUUUGUGAGCUGUCAAUUUGUUGCAUUUUGACCCCGAAUCCUGACGUCCUGGCGUUGCCCGCCUGAAUUGCCAAUCCCGAGGUGCCCAGAUGCCGGGUUUUCGGCCGUCCGGCUCGAUCCUGAGGGACGAUCCCAGUGAGAGGUGGAGCGACAGACAGUGAGCCGCGCCGGGGAUGUGAUGGAAUUAAUAAAUAUCUGCUUCGGGCCCUUUGAUCAUGUACUUGGAUGCCGUUGGCUCGUGUUUUGUAUCGCAUAGGCAUAAACUUCAGCCUCGGCUUUCGGUUCAUUUGCAUUUAUUUUAUAAAUAUUUGAGGGCAUUUCGCUGGGUGAGACAUGGUGACAUUUUCCCAGUCCUGGGUUGGCGUAAAUAAUGAUGUUCGUAAUCCAGAUGUAAGUGAUACAUACUAAGCCGGCAUAUAUAUUUCGGACAGAUUUAGCCGCCAUGAUAGAAAUUUGAGCACAGGGUUUAUUUGUAGCACUUUGAAGGGCAGUUACCAGUGACCCGCGGUACACUGGCACCAGCUCAGGUUUGACGCUUUUUACCAUGUGGCACCUGAAGUAGCUACUGUUUCUCGCAUUGGAAGUCUAACUUAAAAGAAUCGGCGAAGUGGUCACAAAAGCAGCUUGGUUACCAUUCUUAAGUCUGGUGACAAGAGCGCAGCUUAAGUGGCAGACUAUUGCAUCUAUACUCCGCACCUCUACAGUUCAUGGUAUCAAUUCUUCCGGAUGCGUAAUGACUUAACACUGUGUCUGAAGGUUCUCGUAAUUUCGUGUUGGUUCUCGGUCAUGACCAUUUCCGUGCUGUUGUGGCGCGAGACAGCGGGCUGGCCCCCUGGCGGGGACCCGUGCCGCCGUUUGUCAGGGCCGGUGUUUGAUGGCUCCCGGGCGCCGCGGUCAGGAUUAGCCAGCCGACUGAUGGGGCGGGUGGUCGGCGUGUCGGCCCCCGCCGCCCGCGCCACAGUCAGGGGCAGGGCCACAGUCAGCAGCGAGCGUGCCGACAUGCAUGUCUGGCUGUGUUUGUUCGCCGUGUCGGUGGUGUCGGGCCGUCGCUGAGCGCUGGUCGGCCCCGCCCUGGACUCUGUUGGAGACGGCGUUCGCUCUGUCGGCAGGACUCGAACGACGCCGAGCCGCCACGGCCGGCGCCCCGGGACGCACGCGGCACCGCCCCCGCCCCCGCGACCGCCGCUGCCUCCGCCGCCGCCGCUGCCGUCCGCCGUGAGCCCAGGGUCUGUGGAUCCGGCACUGGCAGUGGGAUGGCACCUGACGCAGCCGCUUCCACCAUCACUGCCACCACCACCGCGCCACCGCUGCCUACCACGACCACCACGGCCCCGGCGGACUCCAGCCGGAGGGAGCCGGUUCCGGGCGCGGCGGCCGGCCCCGGCGCUAGUCACGACAGAGACGGCGCCCGCCGCGAGCAACGCGACAAACGGGACAGUGAUAGGGACAAACGGGACGGUGAAAGGCCCAAACGGGACGCUGAGAAGGACAAGCGUGACGGUGAAAAAGAUAGACGGGAUAGUGGAAAGGACAAGCGGGAGAGCACGCGGGAGAAACGGGAAGAGGAGAAGAGCAGGCAUGGCAACAGUCGAGACAAAGAGCGUGGCAGGGAUUCUGAUCGUGUUAAGGAUAGCGAGCGUGGCAGGCGGGACAGCGAUCGUGAUAAGCGCGACAGUGAUCACCACAAGAAGGACGGCGACCGUCACAGGAAAGACAGCGAUCGUCACAAAGGCGACAGCGACCGCCACAAGGGGGACAGCAAGCGCGAGUCUGAUCGCGGCAAGACCGACCGUCGGGACGGCGACCGAGAUAAGCGGGACGGGGACCGGGACCGGCGGGACAAGCGGGACAGCGACAAGGACCGGCGGGACAGGCGGGAUCGGGACAAGAAGAGCGUGCAUGACCGGCGCGGCAGCCGGGAUGAUGACCGGCGAGACCGGGACCGACACUCCAGCCGGGACCGGGACCGGGACCGGGACCGGCGCAGCCGGGACCGACGCUCCGAUAAGAAGAGCUCGCGCAGCCCCGACCGCAAACGGCACGCCAGCUCCGAGGAGGGUGGAGACAGAAAGCGGCCCCUUCCGGUGGCGCCGGGGCCGGCCUUGCCGGCACCCUCCAUGCUAAACCCCUUCCCUUAUAAAAAGAAAAGUCCCGGACCAGACAAAGACAAAGUCAGAGAAAGGCUGGAGAAGCUGCGGAAGCAAGGAGGCCUGCAGACGUACCAGCAGAUCAUGAGCGGGAUAGCGCAGCCGCCGGUCGGCUCCAUGCUGCCGCGUUACUACAAUCAGACGGCGCUCAACGCCGCCAAGUUCGCCGACCAGGAGCGCAAGAAGAAGCUGCUCUGGGGAAACAAGAAGGCGGAGCUGGACCAGCAGCAGGCAGCUACGGCGGCGGAGGUCGCUCCCGGCGCCUGCGCGGCCGGCGUGUGGAAAACGGCCGCGUUCGAGCAGGACAAGGACGGCAAGGUGGCCACCAAGUUCCUCCGGCUGAUGGGUGUAAAGAACGCCGAGGAGGUGGCCUCCCAGAACACAGAGGCGUCCGAGGUGGUGGAGAAACAGAAGAAGAUGUUCCAGGACAUGGAGCAGCAAUACGAGCAGGCGCGCGUCACCACGCACACGCAGAAGGGCUUCGGGCUGGGCUACACGACACAGUACUUGCAGCCCAAGUCGUAGUGACGCGCCAGGGGCCUGGCGCCCUCGCGGCGCUGUGCGCAGCGCACGGCACGGCGAGCGCCCCGUCGUGUGGUGCUCCCACGAACUGUGUCUCGUCUGCGUUUUACGCGUUCUCGGUCGACCGCGACAUAGAUCACACAGUGUCGACUUGCCGACAGUGUUGUCAGCUGACGUAUGUUAUGUGGUGUUCCUCUGUGAGAGACAACCUGUGCUCGUUGUAAUCGCUCAUUGGCAUUCUGCAUCGAUUUGCCGCUGGGCAGGGCGACGGCAGUGGGGCUGCGGCAGUAUCUGCGCCCGAACUGCUCGGCAAGCCUCGAAUAAGGAUUGGUGCCAGCUGCCGAUCGGCUAGUGCGGGGUCGACUAAUCCAUACGCAUGUUGUUAUUGCCUCGUGUGUGUGUGUGUGUGUCCUGGCUGCCACGGACUUGCUCGUGCAUUACAGUCGACAUGGAGCUCCCGCCGUGUUCGGUAAUAAAUCUGUAGAACGACG